Corylus avellana is the source of this 807-nucleotide messenger RNA. RefSeq names its product nascent polypeptide-associated complex subunit beta. NCBI's taxonomy places the organism in Eukaryota, Viridiplantae, Streptophyta, Magnoliopsida, Fagales, Betulaceae. The record is from RefSeq and is a predicted model, not a curated record.
AUAAAGAAGCUCAUUGGGUAUUGGAGGGGGCAGGCAGGCAGGGUACCAAGGGUUACCAAUUUAGCUCUAUCACUCACUCUCUCGCCGGCAUUUGGUGCUUCUCGUCUCCGUUUCAUUUUCCGGCUUUGCAAAGAUGAAUCGGGAGAGGCUCAUGAAGAUGGCCGGUGCCGUUCGCACUGGUGGAAAAGGAAGCAUGCGAAGAAAGAAGAAGGCUGUUCACAAAGCCACGACCACUGAUGAUAAAAGGCUUCAGAGUACCUUGAAAAGGGUUGGGGUGAACACCAUCCCUGCCAUUGAAGAAGUUAACAUUUUCAAGGAUGAUGCAGUCAUCCAGUUUCUUAAUCCCAAAGUUCAAGCUUCCAUUGCUGCAAACACUUGGGUUGUUACUGGUUCUCCUCAAACAAAAAAAUUGCAAGAUCUUCUCCCAGGGCUCAUCAACCAACUAGGGCCAGAUAACUUGGAGAACCUAAAGAAGCUUGCGGAGCAGUUUCAAAGGCAGCAACCUGCUGGUGCACAGCCAAAGCAAGAAGAAGAAGAAGAUGAUGAAGUCCCAGAGCUUGUUGCUGGUGAAACCUUUGAAACUGCUGCGGAAGAUGGCCAUACUUCUUAGACUGGUUGGGGGAUGGUUUCCAAUUGCUUGGUCUUUCUUUCCCUUUCUUCCCUUCGGCCCCUAUAAUGGUUUUCUCUCACUUUUCUUGAGAUGUGUUGUGGAAUCCAUGGACAGAAUUGUAGCAUGCAUGAGACCUACCCUUUCAUUUGAAUGUCGGGUAUUAUUUUUAUCAAGUCACGCGGCCCCUUCUUACACUA